This is a messenger RNA of Fomitiporia mediterranea MF3/22, 1083 nucleotides long. RefSeq lists its product as uncharacterized. NCBI's taxonomy places the organism in Eukaryota, Fungi, Basidiomycota, Agaricomycetes, Hymenochaetales, Hymenochaetaceae. The coding region runs from base 1 to 1083 and encodes 360 amino acids. The record is from RefSeq and is a predicted model, not a curated record. The transcript has 9 exons.
AUGGCUCACUAUCUCAUGAUCGCCCUCUGUAGGGACGAAGGGCAAUCGUCAUGCCGUAAACUGCAAGUCCCGGCCGCAAACGAUCUAGAUUCGCGUAAUUCACCCGCGCAACGUGGUAUUCAUUUCCGUCGCAGAGCCAAUUUAAUUCAUGAUCCUUACCUUGCAUCGGAGCGUCACCUACUCUCCACACCGAAAGUCCAUCAUUCGCACAACUCGAAAAGAAUUAUCUCUUCAUCGCAGUUCGGCAAGAAUGUUGAAAGGCGGAUCUUCCGAGUACCAAAUUGUAUGCGUGGAGUUCCCCUUCCUGAGCCUUAUUAUUUCUGGCUCCUCCCCGGCUCUUCUAGCUCCCGCGAAACUUCGCCUAAUGGUGGGAUCAUGACUUAUUCAGCCUACGUCUGUGCAUUCGUCACCUGUUUUUCUUGUCCCUCGAUCUGCUUUGCUUUCUUACUCUGUGUGCUUCGCCGAUUCUCUCCGCUCGCUAUAGAGGAGUGGACACCUCCGAUCCUGCUUAACGUGGUAGUGGAGAUCACUGAACUACGGUCCGAUGAAUUGAAAGAACUUAUGAAUGCCUUAGCGCUGUAUUCAAGAAUACUAAACGCCAAGAUUUCGAGGGCACGGCAUCUAUGUAUCGCUCGCGGGGACCCUGGACACCGAGAUCGUCCCAGGGUGCAUAUAGACGCACACACUGGGGCAAACCUUCGUUUCGGCUCUUCUCAUUCUCAUUCUCGAGAAACGAUCUGCGCAACAACAUAUUCAUCAUGCACGAUUAGUCCGAAUACGCUAGAGGUAAGCGCUCUUCCUUCUGGGCUGGUUGAGAGCAAAAAUGGGGAAGAAGAAGGGAAAGUGCAUACUACAUGGAAAGAUUCCGAGUACCCCACGAGCGAGCUUCAAACUUCGGGCUUCAGAUUGUCUCCGAAGGAAGAUAAUGACAUUGGAUGGAUGGCUCGCGGAGCGAUAUUCUUCCGCCCGAAUAAGUUCAAUGACGAAGAGGUGCCGAAUGCGAAGAGGACUUUUGUUGCUCUUCCCAAUGAGCAAAAACUCAUACCAGUACCACUGUGCCAAUCGUUAUUCGAGCUCCGAUAA